UCCGCUUCCUGACUACGUCAUCACCCUGCGUCGGUACACGGAAACGUGCGUCCUGUAUGUUGUGUACGUAAAAGCAAAAUACAUCAUUAAAGCCAGACUUUACUUAAAUCUAGAUCAAGUGAAACAUUUUUAAGACGACAUGGAUGAUGAAGAAGAAACAUAUAGGCUAUGGAAGAUUCGCAAAACCAUCAUGCAGCUGUGCCAUGACAGGGGCUACUUGGUGACACAGGACGAGUUGGAUCAGACGCUGGAUGAAUUCAAAAGUCAGUUUGGAGACAAGCCCAGCGAGGGUCGACCCAGACGGACAGACCUUACUGUGCUGGUGGCUCACAACGAUGACCCUACAGACCAGAUGUUUGUUUUCUUUCCUGAGGAGCCAAAGGUGGGAAUCAAGACGAUUAAAAUGUACUGUCAGAGGAUGCAAGAGGAGAACAUCACACGAGCCAUCAUUGUGGUUCAGAUGGGCAUGACACCAUCAGCAAAACAGUCUCUAGUUGACAUGGCACCCAAGUACAUUUUGGAACAGUUUCUACAACAGGAGCUGCUAAUUAAUAUAACAGAACAUGAGCUUGUUCCAGAGCACAUUGUUAUGACAAAAGAGGAAGUGACUGAACUUCUAGCGAGAUAUAAGCUAAAGGAAAGUCAGUUACCAAGGAUCCAGGCUGGAGACCCGGUGGCCCGCUACUUUGGGUUGAAAAGAGGACAGGUAGUAAAGAUCAUCAGGCCCAGUGAAACAGCUGGGAGGUACAUCACAUACAGACUAGUGCAGUGACAGACAGGUGGACGAGAGAAUGGGACAGAGGAUGUCACACCUUGCAUCACUAAUCCAUGGAUUCUUCUUCUUUUGAUUUGUUUUCUUGUAAUUUGAGAUUUUGUAAAAUAAACCAUUCCACAUGGCA
Molecule: messenger RNA, 899 nt
Organism: Notolabrus celidotus (New Zealand spotty)
Lineage: Eukaryota; Metazoa; Chordata; Actinopteri; Labriformes; Labridae
Gene: polr2eb
Product: polymerase (RNA) II (DNA directed) polypeptide E, b
Exons: 8
Coding region: 140-772 (210 amino acids)
Biological process (GO): DNA-templated transcription
Cellular component (GO): RNA polymerase II, core complex; RNA polymerase III complex; RNA polymerase I complex
Molecular function (GO): DNA-directed RNA polymerase activity; DNA binding
Source: RefSeq, a predicted model, not a curated record